Lontra canadensis (Northern American river otter) is the source of this 4255-nucleotide messenger RNA. Its product is annotated as zinc finger protein with KRAB and SCAN domains 1-like. Lineage: Eukaryota; Metazoa; Chordata; Mammalia; Carnivora; Mustelidae. Gene Ontology annotation, molecular function: DNA-binding transcription repressor activity, RNA polymerase II-specific. The record is from RefSeq and is a predicted model, not a curated record. Gene Ontology annotation, biological process: negative regulation of transcription by RNA polymerase II.
ACUUCCGGCCUUUGUGAGUCAUUGUGUCUGUGUCGAGGCGUCGGGAGGGCCUAGGUCCGUGUGCAGCGCACUUCGGCCGGCCUGAGCCCCAGAGUCAGCUCCCCUUUCUCGCCCAGCGUCCCCAGGCCGCUCCCGGGGCUCACGGAACGGCACCGAAACAUACCAGCAAACAUCUCCCAGGCCAGGAAGGAGAGCACAGACCCUAUUUGGAUCAAGUCCACCCCCUGAGCCUGAAUGAUGACUGCAGAGUCAAGGGAAGCCACAGGUCUGUCCCCCCAGGCUGCCCAGGAGAAGGAUGGGAUCGUGAUAGUGAAGGUAGAAGAGGAAGAUGAAGAAGACCACAUGUGGGGGCAGGAUUCUAGCCUGCAGGAGACGCCUCCUCCCGACCCGGAGAUUUUCCGCCAACGGUUCAGGCACUUCUGUUACCAGAACACUUUUGGGCCUCGGGAGGCUCUGAGUCGACUGAAGGAACUUUGUCAUCAGUGGCUCCGGCCGGAGAUCCACACCAAGGAGCAGAUCCUGGAGCUGCUGGUGCUGGAGCAGUUCCUUUCCAUCCUGCCGAAGGAGCUCCAAGUCUGGCUGCAGGAAUACCGUCCCGAUAGUGGGGAGGAGGCCGUGACCCUUCUGGAAGAUUUGGAGCUUGAUUUAUCAGGACAGCAGGUGCCAGGUCAAGUUCAUGGACCUGAGAUGCUCGCAAGGGGGAUGGUGCCUCUGGAUCCAGUGCAGGAGUCCUCGAGCUUUGACCUUCAUCAUGAGGCCACCCAGUCCCAUUUCAAGCAUUCAUCUCGGAAACCUCGCCUCUUACAGUCACGCGCUCUCCCUGCCACCCACGUUCCUGCCCCUCAUCACGAGGGCAGUCCCAGAGACCAGGCGAUGGCAUCUGCACUAUUCACAGCAGAUUCCCAGGCAAUGGUGAAGAUCGAGGACAUGGCCGUGUCCCUCAUCCUGGAGGAAUGGGGAUGUCAGAACCUGGCCCGGAGGAAUCUCAAUAGGGACAACAGGCAGGAGAAUUAUGGGAACGUGUUUUCCCAGGGUUGUGAAAACAGGAGUGAGAAUGAGGAGUCAACCUCAAAGGCUGAAAUCGCAGAAGACUCAGCGCCACGUGGGGAGACAACAGGAAGAUUCCAGAAAGAUUUUGGAGAAAAACGUGAACAGCAGGGCAGAACAGUAGAAAGGCAGCAGAGAAACCCUGAGGAAAAAACUGGAAGAGAAAAAAAAGAUUCGGGGCCAGCUACGGUCAAGGAAAAAAAAUCCACCGCGGGCGAGAGAGGUCCAAGGGAGAAGGGUAAAGGUUUGGGAAGAAGUUUCAGCCUGAGUUCAAACUUUAACACCCCUGAAGAAGCUCCAACAGGAGCAAAGUCCCACAGAUGUGAUGAAUGUGGUAAAUGCUUCACCAGGAGUUCAAGCCUUAUUCGCCAUAAAAUAAUCCAUACCGGAGAAAAGCCCUAUGAAUGUAGUGAGUGUGGGAAAGCCUUCAGCCUCAACUCAAACCUGGUCCUGCAUCAGAGAAUCCACACAGGAGAGAAACCUCAUGAAUGUAACGAGUGUGGCAAAGCCUUCAGUCACAGUUCAAAUCUCAUUCUCCAUCAGCGGAUCCACUCUGGAGAGAAACCCUAUGAAUGUAACGAAUGUGGGAAGGCCUUCAGCCAGAGCUCAGACCUGACUAAACAUCAGAGGAUCCACACGGGGGAGAAGCCCUAUGAAUGUAGUGAAUGUGGGAAAGCUUUCAACCGAAAUUCAUACCUUAUUUUGCAUCGGAGAAUUCACACCCGAGAAAAGCCCUAUAAGUGCACUAAGUGCGGCAAGGCCUUCACGCGGAGCUCGACCCUCACUCUGCAUCACAGGAUCCACACAGGAGAGAGGCGUUACAUCUGUGCCGAGUGCGGAAAAGCCUUUAGUAAUAGCUCAAAUCUUACCAAGCACCGGAGAACGCACACUGGGGAAAAGCCAUAUGUGUGCACCAAAUGUGGGAAAGCUUUCAGCCACAGCUCAAACCUCACCCUCCAUUACAGAACACACUUGGUGGACCGGCCCUAUGACUGUAAGUGUGGGAAAGCCUUUGGUCAGAGCUCAGACCUCCUUAAACAUCAGCGAAUGCACACGGAAGAGGCGCCUUAUCAGUGUAAAGAUUGCGGAAAAGCUUUCAGUGGGAAAGGCAGCCUCAUCCGACACUAUCGGAUCCACACUGGGGAGAAACCUUACCAGUGUAACGAGUGUGGAAAGAGCUUUAGUCAGCACGCAGGUCUCAGUUCUCACCAGAGGCUCCACACCGGAGAGAAGCCGUACAAAUGUAAGGAGUGUGGGAAAGCCUUCAACCACAGCUCAAAUUUUAAUAAACACCAUAGAAUCCAUACCGGGGAGAAGCCCUACUGGUGUAAUCACUGUGGAAAAACCUUCUGUAGUAAGUCCAAUCUUUCCAAACAUCAGCGAGUCCACACCGGAGAGGGAGAAGGGCUUUAACUUGAGAAAUACAAUGAUUUUGGGAACAGCCUCGCUGUGAGUUCUAACCUUAUUUCACAUCAGAGACUUCCUGUGGGAGACAGACCCCAUAAGUGCGAUGAAUGUAGCAAGAGCUUUAAUCGAACUUCAGACCUCAUUCAGCAUCAGAGAAUCCACACUGGAGAGAAGCCCUACGAAUGUAGUGAGUGCGGGAAGGCCUUCAGCCAGAGCUCGCACCUCAUUCAGCAUCAGAGAAUCCACACCGGAGAGAAGCCGUACGAAUGUCACGAUUGUGGGAAGACCUUCAGCUGCAGCUCUGCCCUCAUCCUCCAUCGAAGGAUCCACACCGGGGAGAAGCCCUACGAGUGUAGCGAAUGUGGGAAGACCUUUAGCUGGAGCUCUACCCUCACUCAUCACCAGAGAAUCCACACUGGAGAGAAGCCGUACGCCUGUAAUGAAUGUGGGAAGGCCUUCAGUAGGAGCUCUACCCUCAUCCAUCACCAGAGAAUCCACACUGGAGAGAAGCCCUAUGAAUGUAACGAGUGCGGGAAGGCCUUCAGCCAGAGCUCGCACCUCUAUCAGCACCAGAGAAUCCACACCGGAGAGAAGCCCUAUGAAUGUAUGGAAUGCGGAGGAAAGUUUACCUACAGUUCAGGCCUUAUUCAGCAUCAAAGAAUCCACACGGGGGAGAAUCCCUACGAAUGUAGUGAGUGUGGGAAAGCCUUUCGAUACAGCUCAGCUCUGGUCCGCCAUCAGAGAAUUCACACCGGAGAGAAGCUUGAAUGUAAUGGGAAUGAGCAAAAGUUCUCUCAGAGUCGCUGCCCAGCUCAAUAUCGAAGAGUCUACCUGAGAGAGAGCCGCACGCCUGUUUUCCUCACUUCCUCUGAGUCUGACGAGCUCCUGCCUUACUACUUAAGUAUGAACAUCUUAGAACGUGUCCCUUCCGGCUCAAACCUUUCGCUUUAGAGAACGGGGCACAUGGGGGAGAUCAUCCCGGCACACCCUCGUGACGAGCUACCUGGUCGCUUUCCCCGAGGAGUGACACCCAGAGGCGAGCAGCAGGUUGAGUGCUGGGCACGCCAGGGAAGCUCUGGGACCGGUCACCUUCCAUUUUGGAAGGGAGUUUGCACUAGCCCGUUUCUCUCACACCAGAGGAGCCUUUCCUUCCAAGGUGGGGAGUGGAAGCACAGUAGGAAGAAAUUCCAAGGACUCCUCUGGUUGGAGUCUGUGUAGUCGGCACCGAAGGCAGUGGAAAGAAUGUUCCGGGUCCUGCUGUUUGCUAACAAGGGGACACAGAGGCUGUAUUUCAAAGCCACUGUCCCUAAUCCAGCUUUAGGUUCUGGUAAGGAACCUUUGCUAUUUGUUGUUACUAUUUUUGUUCCAUGAUUUCGGCAAUUAAUGGAAAUUUGGUGCUGAGGGAUUUGUUAUUUUAUUGGGGGGGGGGUUCCGUGAGGUUUUCUGUGAUAACUGUAUUUUGGGGAGCUCUUGGAGCAGCAGGCCCGUUUCCAAGAGCAGUGAGGCGAUUUUGUUGGAGAGCUCCUUGUCCUUCUCUACUGUGAUGGGUCUGAUUGGGAAAUCCAUCUGAUGAAGAAAGUCUCACAGGGAGAGGAUUGAAAGCAUUAAGUGUUGGCCUGCUUCUGUUCUCCUCUCUCCCUGUUCCUCUCCCCGCUCCUAUGCUGAAAAGUGAUGUAAUCCAAACCCCCAGUUGCUAAGACUAGAAUGCUUUUAAGGAGCCCACUCAGCCAGCUUGCCCUGCCCUCUGUCACCUAUGACCUAUGACAUCUGGCCCCAGCAGCCGGACCUCCCGUGACCCCAU